GAGAAUUUUAUAGAUAAAAUGACGGCGCCGGCGGUGCGUCAAGAAGGUCGUACAGUGGCACCAAAAACCGGUGCAACUACCCUCGACGUAACUCUUACUUGCUGCAAAUCCCCCCAAAAGCAACAUCCUUUUUUGAUUUCAAUUUAUCAAUCCAUCAAUGGCCACAUACAAGCUUGUUGCGAUUUUUCGAAACCCUACCAAUAACCACGAAUUCCUUCUCGUUAAGCAAACUCCGCCUCCCAAAUACGACGAUCAAGAGUACGACUCCUAUGCUGACUCUCAUCUCUGGGACUUGCCGUCGGCCAAAUUGGUCUCACUAUCACCGGAAGUAGAUUCCUCGAAUCAAAUUGUACUGCAAGGCGAAGAAGUAUGUCUACCGAAACUCAAUUUGAGGAAAUUUGAUCUUCAUUCAGCUCUCGGGGAGGUUUUGGGACAAGUGGGUUUUGGAACCGUUAGUGUGGCAGAAUGGAAGUUUUUGAAGCUUGUGGAGGAACCUAAUUUUGGACCAGGAUUUCCUAUUGAGACUGUGUAUAUUACUGGGGACCUUGUUCCUAGUGUUGGGACUUUAAAAGACAAUUGUCAGUGGAGUUGCAGCGAAAGCUGCUUUAAUUUGCUUCUUCAAGUAAAUCCAGGUGGUGAUCGUCUUGGGCCUUUAGUCGUUGAUGGUCUACUUAAAGGCUCGACUAAAUCCGAAUCAUUGAGAUUGCCUCCAACCUUGUCUUGCCAGGAGUACCCGCCUGGUGUAAACAUCAUACCUAUGGGAAGCAGAACACAAAAACCUUAUCAUACAACAAAUAUGAUUGUAUUUGCACCCAGGAACAAUCAUGUCGAAUACGGAAGUAAUCCUUUUGUUGCUCAGGGAGAUGCAAUGAUAGUAGAUCCAGGAUGCCGAUCUGAGUUCAAUGAAGAGCUUGCAGAAAUUGUUGCUGCUUUACCGCGAAAGUUAAUUGUCUUUGUCACUCAUCAUCAUCGUGAUCAUGUUGAUGGUCUUUCCACUGUACAGAAGAGCAAUCCUGAUGCUUGCCUUCUGGUCCAUGAAAAUACAAUGGCUCGCAUAAGAAAAGGAGAUUGGUCUCUUGGUUAUACCAAAGUUUCUGGAACGGAAGAGAUCUGCAUUGGUGGGGAGAGAUUGAGGAUCAUUUUUGCUCCAGGGCAUACAGAUGGACAUCUAGCAUUGCUGCAUGUUAGCACUAAUUCCUUGAUUGUUGGAGAUCAUUGUGUGGGACAAGGAAGUGCUAUCUUGGAUAUCAAUGCUGGUGGUAAUAUGAGUGAUUACUUCCAAACAACUUACAAAUUUAUGGACCUUUCACCGAAUGUUUUGAUCUCCAUGCAUGGGAGGGUUAAUCUGUGGCCCAAACACAUGCUUUGUGGGUAUCUCAAGAACCGCAGAAAUAGAGAACAUACUAUCUUGAAAGCCAUAGAAGCAGGUUCCAAUACUUUGUUCGACAUCGUUGCAUAUACAUAUGCUGAUGUUGACCGCAGUCUUUGGGUUCUUGCUGCAUCUAAUGUGAGGCUCCAUGUUGACCAUCUUGCCCAUCAGAAGAAGUUGCCGAAGGAUUUCUCUUUAGAAAACUUCAGCAGGAGUUGUUCUCAAUUUACUGUCGAAGGGGGUAAAUUAUAAACCAAUGCAAUGACAGCUGCUCACUCACUUCCCCCUCUUACCUUAGAAAUUCUGUGUACGGAAGUUCCAGUUGACUUGCACGGUGCAUUUCUUCUCUCGAUGGAUGUGGGCAUACUUCAAAGGUUCCAUUGGACAAACCCAUUUCAAUUUUCAAACUGCUAUGCUGCUUGGUGCUGUAACAGCAUCUGGUGUGGCUAUCUUAUAUUCAGUCGGAAACACUCUCAGAUCUAGAUAAAGCUGGAAAAAUAAACGUUAACGAUAAAUAUGAACUUAGUCUUCUUAAUGAAUGAGAGCGGUUGAUAUCU
Cynara cardunculus var. scolymus (artichoke) is the source of this 1926-nucleotide messenger RNA. RefSeq lists its product as uncharacterized. Gene Ontology annotation, cellular component: plastid. The record is from RefSeq and is a predicted model, not a curated record. The coding region runs from base 158 to 1621 and encodes 487 amino acids. Lineage: Eukaryota; Viridiplantae; Streptophyta; Magnoliopsida; Asterales; Asteraceae. The transcript is spliced from 13 exons.